CAUUCACAUCACUACUUUACAAACACUUGACUCAUUUUUCUUUCUCCAAAAACUUAAAGAAAAUGGAGAAUAUGGGGAGUGAUUAUAAGCAAGUAGUGUGUUCUCCGGGGUCUAUGACUAUGACUAUAACUACACCUUCACCACAAUCCCCUCAGUCCUCGAAUUCACCACCGUCUUCAGUCGGUGGUGGUUCGGGGAUGCAUGCAAAUGGUGCACCCAUGAUAAUGAGUCCUUGUGCAGCUUGUAAGAUUCUUCGGCGUAGGUGUGCCGACAAAUGUGUAUUGGCUCCUUAUUUUCCUCCGACUGAUCCUCUCAAAUUCACCAUUGCUCAUAAGGUUUUUGGUGCUAGCAAUAUCAUCAAGUUGCUUCAGGACCUACCAGAGACACAACGAGCAGAUGCAGUAAGCAGUAUGGUAUACGAAGCAAACGCACGGCUUAGAGACCCUGUGUAUGGUUGUGCGGGUGCUAUUUGCCAACUUCAAAAGCAAGUUAGUGAUUUACAAGCCGAAUUAGCUAAGGCAAGAGCAGAAAUGGUUAAUAUGCAAUGCCAACAAGCUAAUUUACUUGCCCUAAUUUGCAUGGAAAUGACACAAUCUCAAGAUAUUGUCAUGCCUACAAUAUCAUCGUCGCCACAAGCUCCGAUUGAGACUAGCGCCAAUAAUAGUUUUUUGAAUUUUUAUGAUGACAAUAAUAGUAGUUUAAGUUCCAUUUGGGAACCUCUUUGGACUUAAUUAAACAACAUAAUUGGAUUUAGACAUUUAUUUUCCACAAAUAAGGCUAAAUAUAAAUAUAGUUUGUUAGUGAAAAUGAGACAAGACAAAUUGUUUCAUUUAUUAAUUAACUCAUAAAGAGACUUGAGAUGAUAGAAAAAAAAAAAAAAAAAAAGAGAAAAAAAUGAUGUCCUUUUAGUCAAGCUUAAUGCAAACUUUGUUUAGCUUAUAUGACUAGUAUACUAAUCCAUGUAUCACACUCACACACAACUCUUAUUUGGUGACCUAAUUUUGUUUUAUCUUAAUAAAUUCUUAUUUA
Messenger RNA from Amaranthus tricolor (Joseph's coat), 1029 nucleotides. Its product is annotated as LOB domain-containing protein 1-like. Lineage: Eukaryota; Viridiplantae; Streptophyta; Magnoliopsida; Caryophyllales; Amaranthaceae. The record is from RefSeq and is a predicted model, not a curated record. Bases 63 to 731 code for a protein of 222 amino acids. The transcript is spliced from 2 exons.